AUGGAAAAGUAUGAAAAGUUAAGCAAGAUUGGCGAAGGCAGCUAUGGCAUUGUCAUCAAGUGCAGGCACAAGGAGAGCGGCCGAAUUGUUGCCAUCAAAAAGUUUUUGGAGACGGAGGACGAUCCGCAAAUCCGCAAAAUUGCCCUUCGUGAAGUCCGUAUGCUCAAGAUGCUAAAGCACGGCAAUUUGGUCAACUUGCACGAGGUUUUUCGCCGCAAACGCCGGUUGCACUUGGUGUUUGAGUUUCUUGACCACUCGCUGCUCGAUGAGUUGGAUGCCAACCCCAAAGGCCUGGAUGAGGUGCAGAUCAAGAAGGUCACUUUUCAAAUUCUCAAAGGCCUGGAAUUUUGUCACGCCAACAAUGUUAUCCAUCGCGACGUCAAGCCGGAAAACAUUCUCAUUUCACGCGAGAACAUUGUCAAGCUUUGCGACUUUGGCUUUGCGCGUACCGUCUCUGGCCAGGGCGCAGCCUACACGGAAUACGUGGCAACGCGUUGGUAUCGUGCACCCGAACUACUGGUCGGCGACACGCAGUACGGAGCGCCUGUCGACGUAUUUGCAACAGGCUGUGUCGUGGCGGAAAUGCUAACUGGACAGCCCUUGUGGCCCGGCAAGUCAGAUAUCGACCAGCUGUACCACAUUAUACAGACCUUUGGCAAGCUGUGCCCUCGCCACGAGCAAGUGUUUAGCUCCAACGACUAUUUCAAGGGCUUGAAACUGCCCGAGGCUUCGCCCAGCAAAAUGCUUCCCUUGGCCUCGCGCUUUCGUGCCUACAGCAGCCCUGCCGUCAAAUUUUUGCAGAAAACCAUGGCGCCAUCGCCAACAGAGCGUUGCACUUGCACUGAGGCGCUGAACCACGAGUAUUUCGACGAUUUUCGGUACGCAUGUCCACUCCUGGCCGCCAAACGCACAUCGCAUGAUCUGCACGCCAAGGUACAAUGCAAUUUGACAUUGUGGUGCAUGCCUCGGUCAUUUUGA
This is a messenger RNA of Monosiga brevicollis MX1, 978 nucleotides long. RefSeq lists its product as uncharacterized. The record is from RefSeq and is a predicted model, not a curated record. The transcript has 6 exons. Lineage: Eukaryota; Choanoflagellata; Craspedida; Salpingoecidae. Gene Ontology annotation, biological process: protein phosphorylation. Gene Ontology annotation, molecular function: cyclin-dependent protein serine/threonine kinase activity; ATP binding. Bases 1 to 978 code for a protein of 325 amino acids. Gene Ontology annotation, cellular component: nucleus.